UCUUUUCAAAAAGUUUUUCUCCUGAACUCUGUCCGAGGCUAAGACCCUCCCCCUCGGUGUCGCAAUUCUGCCCCUUCCCACACACCAAAGCCCGCGCCGCGUCAGGAAGGCGGGGACUCGGGUGGCGGCAGCGGGGAUCUGGCUCCCGCGCUUGCACUCCCGCAGCCGGCGUGGUGGGUGUGCCUGCAGCGAGUGCGCCCCGGCUCAGGCCCAGCCCGCCGGCCAGAGGGCGACCGGAGGGUGAGCGCGCCCGGGACGGCAGGGUGCGGCGGCGCGCGGUGCGUGCCAGGACGCGGACGGUGCAGAGGAGGGAGGAUCGUGCCACAGAAGAUCGUGCAGCCGCAGCUACUGCACCCCGAAGCCGGGUGGGCGCCCGCACGGCAGUCGCUUCCAACCACAACCUGGUGGCUCGCCAAGAACUCUCCACAGAUUGUACAGACUCAGGGGACAAGAGGUGCCUGGGCGACUGAGCGCUGUUUGCAUAUGAUGGAGAAGGCAGAUGCCAAGGACCAGUCUUCUCAGGGGGAGGAAGAGAAAGACCCUCCAAAGAGCCACCCUUACUCUGUAGAGACCCCUUAUGGCUUUCAUUUGGACUUGGACUUCCUCAAAUAUGUGGAUGACAUUGAGAAGGGACACACCAUCAAAAGGAUUCCUAUCCACAGAAGAGCCAAGCAGGCUAAGUUUAGUACCUUGCCCCGAAACUUCAGCCUUCCUGACAGUGGUGCUCGCACCCAUGCUGCUCCUCCCCAGCGAAACUGGUCUCCCGUGGUGCCCAGAAAGAUAUCCCUGGGGACCCAGGAGCAAUCCCCGUCACUGCCGCUGGGUGAUGUCCCCCAGGCCUCAGGGCAUGGCAGUGAGUUGAGCUAUCACAGGAAGGGCCUGUUGGCAGAGGAUACCAGGCAGGUGGAGGCUGGUGCUCUGGAAGACGGAGGGAGUGGACGGCCCCAGCUUUUAAGAGCAUCCAGCAUGCCUGCUACACUGUUGCAAAAUCGGGCCCCGGAUGAGUCCAGCCUGACCUCAGGUCCUUCCACGCUUCUUCCCCUCCCUCUGCUCCAGAGUGACAGCAGUGUCUGUGACAGGACCUUUGACUCUGCAGAAGGGUUCACAGGUUUCCAAGCAUCAACCCAGUCAACAGACAGAGGGGUGGGAGAGCUGGGACCAGCAAUUCCAGAGCUGGUCUGGGAGGGGGCUGAGCCUGAAGAAGGGGACAUAAAGACUUCAAGUCACCUCUCUCAGUCAGGUCCUCCCUCCUCAGUCCAGAAUGUACCCAUUGUUCUAGAGGGUGUGGAAAUUCAGCACCAAGUCAGGAAUGCAGAGGUGGUGUUAACUUCUGGCUCCUCCACACCCAGCCCACCCCCUCUGCCUUCCCCCAUCCCUGAGAAUGAGCUCUUCCUGGAGGAAAUUGAGCUCAAUAUCAGUGAGAUCCCACCUCCUCCUCCCAUAGAGGUAGAUGUGAGGAGUAUUGGAAUCCGGGUAACAGAGGAAAGCCUGGGCCUGGUGGGGUCAGAUACCGGUAGUAUCUCCAGCCUGAAGAAUCAAGUCUCGACCCUUGAGGACAAGUUGUCGGGGAGAACAGAGGAGCUUACCCAGGUCAGAGCUGCCCUCGCAUGGCAGCAAGAGGAGACCAAGGCUAGGGAACAGAGGAUCCAAGAGCUGGAGUGCACUGUAGUCCAAUUAGAAGAGAAACUUAGUCAAGAGAAGGUCAGUGGUGCUCCAGACCGGACUGAUGCCACGGUGAACACUGACCCUCUUCUUGAGCUCAUCCCCAGAGAAUCAUGUGAUAAGAACAUCGGGGUCAACCUGCUGAGAACCCCGGAUCCUGAAUGCUGGGCAUCUAGAGCAGAGAAGAAUGGCUUCCCCCGGGUCCACAAUAGUCACAAACAAGGCCAUCAGAGCCCUGAAGAGCCUGUGCUGCCGCCCCAGCUGUCGCUGUCAAGGGGACCUGAGCAGGUCCUUGCCUCGUCCUUAUGCAGCUGCCUCUCCAUGGAACUCAGGAUCGAAGAAGAUGUCUCUGAGCAGGAGAGAGGCCCACAGGCGGGGGCCGAGGACUUGAGCAGGGCGACAGGAGCCUCUUCCUGGAGCAGCCCCAGAGAGUCUGCCUCAGUGAUCAGGGAGGAGGCCAGCUCAGAGCUCCCAGGGGCAGAGCGUCCAGGAAGGCCGGCAAGUUCCCCACAAGAUGCCACAAUCGGGCAGUAUGUUAAGAAGAUCCAAGAGCUACUGCAUGAGCAGUGGAACUGCCUGGAGCAUGGGUACCCGGAGCUGGCCAGCGCCAUCAAACAGCCUGCCUCCAAGCUCAGCAGCAUCCAGAACCAGCUGCUCAGUUCCCUCAACCUGUUGCUCUCUGCCUACUCAGCCCAGGCCCCAGAGCCGAAGGAACCACCUGCCCCACCCUCCUCCACCCCUCCACCACCACCGGAGAUCUCUCCGUCGACCAGCCUUAAAUCCAUAAUGAAAAAGAAAGACUAUGGCUUCCGUGCAGGAGGUAAUGGGACCAAAAAGAACCUUCAGUUUGUUGGGGUUAACGGUGGCUAUGAGACCACUUCCAGUGAGGACACCAGCGGGGAGGACAGCUCCCCUGAGGACGUGUCUGACGGCGAGACUGAGAAGAAACGUGAUUGCUCAGAGCCCAGACAGGGCAGAGGCAUGCAUCCCGCCUGUGAGGCUGGGCAGGAUGUCCCCGAAGGCAUCAGCAGUAACUCGGGCCAGACGAGUGGGUCUGGGGAGGAAGUCUCUCAUCUGAAGCCUGAGAGGUGUAAACCGUCAGAGGAAUUUCUAAACGCAUGCCAGGCGCUGAGUCAACACCUGCCAGAAACCGGGGCCAUCACCGAGCAGCUCCUGCGGCAAAGCUUGAGCACCAUCAGUCAGGAGUGGUUCCGCGUGUCCAGCCGGAAGUUAGCUAGCCCUGCAGUGGUGGCCGCCUACCUCCUCGAGGUCCAGCCUCAUCCCCAUCUGCUGAAGCUGCUCGUCAACCUGGCUGACCGAAGUGGGAACACAGCCCUCCACUACAGCGUGUCGCACUCCAACUUCGCCAUCGUGAAGCUACUGCUGGACACAGGUGUCUGCAACGUGGAUCAUCAGAACAAAGCUGGCUACACUGCUGUGAUGAUCACUCCCUUGGCUUCUGCAGAGACAAAAGAGGACAUGGCUGUUGUCUGGAAGCUCUUGCGAGAGGGGAAUGUAAACAUCCAAGCAACUCAGGGAGGCCAGACUGCACUGAUGCUAGGAGUUAGCCACGAUCGGGAGGACAUGGUCCAAGCACUGCUGAGCUGCCAGGCAGAUGUCAACCUGCAGGACCAUGACGGAUCUUCUGCCCUCAUGCUGGCCUGUCACCAAGGCAACGCCGACUUGGUGCGACUGCUCCUGGCACACCCAGCCUGCAACAGCAGCCUGACUGACAAGGCUGGCCGAACAGCUUUGUCCAUUGUUCUGAACUCACCUGCCCGUGUGGAAAUCGCAGAGCUUCUGCAGGCCCACUCGGAGCAGGGCAGGCCCCUGGGGCUGUAGGAGCUGCAGAAGCACUAACAGCCAGGAAACAAAGGCUCCUUUUCUGAACUCCGCCCUUGGCCUCAGAGAGGGCCGGGGUCACAGGCAGAGGACCACCAUUCAAAAGAAGCUAUGUCAAAUAUGCACAAUACAUUCCCAUCAUAUGAUUCUGCUCAUUAGGAUGCUUAGUAGUUUUUUGCCUUAGGCCAAGCCUGCCCCCCCCCACCCCAAAGUACACGGGCUCCAGAGCAGGGUGUAAGGUGCAGAGGGCAGGCUGCAGAGGGGUUGUCCCGAAAUUCAAAACAUUUUCAGCCUUGCAUUUCUCAUGACUGCUUCUGCAGUCCUGUGUAGCAAGCAGGUGGGUAAGGGCGCACUGGCGCAGUAGAAAAGCAAUACUUUUCCCAUGGGGUUUUAAAGUGCACUGCCUUUUCGUUUUGAAUCAAGUAUAUAUACAAAUAUAUCCCACUGACUGUGCAUGUCUAGAGGGAAUGGGAGAGGAAUCUAAACUUAGGCACGGUAGGACGAAGCCCAGUGAUGUCAACGGCUGACACGUUUGAGUACUCAAGUGGCUCCAAUUCCCUCUCUGGAAGAAAUCAGGAAAUCCAAUCCAGUGGUUAACACUAGGGCCUGGUGAUAGAGUCCGGCUAUUUCAGCUGUUCCCAACCUUAUGAAAGAAACAAAUGAACUGGCUGGCUUCUUGCUGGGAAUGAGUCUCUGUAGAAGUUGGCAUUGUUCACCCGCUGCCGGCAGCACACGGACUCUAUGAGCAGGUACGGGUCCUGAGAACUUCCGGGCUCCUGGCUGCACAGAAGUCCAGUCUGGGCUGCAGCAGCAGCCAUCCAUGGCAGGACACAGCUCUCUCUGGACUGAACCCUCUCCCAGGGACAGGUCUUUCCUAUGCCUCCAUAUUCCCUGGGGCCUGCACAUAAGACCAUCUUUAUGUAACAGGAAGAAUGCCAACACUGGGGAUCUGAACACUGAAAACUCAAAGGCAAGAAUCCUCGUUUGGUCUUUGCUUGAUACCUCUUGUGUGAGUCACCAGUCAUUUGUAGGUGACAACGCCACCAUCUCCAGAAUGGCGGUGAUCAUACACCCUACCUCUGGGGGUUCUUCAUAAGAAACUGCUUGCAGACAUUUUUGAACCCAGAUGGUAACCCAGAAAGAUCGCCUUCAGAAACCCUGCAGCAAACUUCUUCCCACAGUGUGACUUGUGAGAGAUGUCCAAAGUCCCAUGUGUGGAUACUGCUCAGAGAUGGAGAGGUUGGAGCAAUAGAUGAGUUUAUUUAAAAAAAAAAAAAAGCUUUGAGAGGAUUUAUUUCAGUGUCAAAAUACAGUGUAAAAGCAAACACAUACAUUAAUAAAUGUUAGCCCCAUGCUUUGCAAAGGUUAAUGUAUAUCCAGCCCCCAGGAUCUUAUUAUGAAGUAGGUCUGAAAUGAGGCCUGAGUUUCUGUAUGUCUAACUAGGCCCAGAGGAUGCUGAUGUGGUCAGGCCACAACCAAGCUUUGAGCAGCACAGCUCUGGCCUGUCCUUAUUGUAUAUAAAUUAAAAUGCUGCCUCUUAAUUAACCUCAAAA
Messenger RNA from Mesocricetus auratus (golden hamster), 5057 nucleotides. RefSeq names its product KN motif and ankyrin repeat domains 4 (gene Kank4). NCBI's taxonomy places the organism in Eukaryota, Metazoa, Chordata, Mammalia, Rodentia, Cricetidae. The coding region runs from base 484 to 3504 and encodes 1006 amino acids. The record is from RefSeq and is a predicted model, not a curated record. Gene Ontology annotation, cellular component: cytoskeleton; cytoplasm. Gene Ontology annotation, molecular function: protein binding. Gene Ontology annotation, biological process: negative regulation of actin filament polymerization. The transcript is spliced from 10 exons.